This is a messenger RNA of Prorocentrum cordatum, 2127 nucleotides long. The record is from the annotation of a GenBank genome assembly. NCBI's taxonomy places the organism in Eukaryota, Dinophyceae, Prorocentrales, Prorocentraceae.
AGUCUUUGGCUCAUUGUUUUCUCUUUGUCCGCGGCACAAUGCGUUGUCAAUAUUGCUGCCCCCUAGUGCGCUCAUCAAUUUAACUUUGCGAGGGAAUGCCACGGGGCUCGCCAGGGCGUGAGCCACUGCCCGCUGAGCGCGUCGCCGCUGCGACGCCGACGGCGCGCGACGGCGCGAACACACUGCCAGUGCCGGUGUCGUGGUCUGGCCACAGUGGCGCCGCAGGCCCCGCCGACGAGGCGGCGGCACCGGCAGGCCCCAACGAGGCCGCAGGGCUGCCCAGUGCGGGCUCGGAUGGCACGCCGAGGAAGGCCUCGUUGGGCUGGGCGCGCCCAGUCCGUUGCCCUAAGGCGGUGAGCUCCCAAGGGCCCGUGGCCUCUGCGUCAAUGUCUGUCGAGGGCCGCGUGCCAAUGACUCCGCCAGCGGCGGCGCGGCGACGGACGGCGAAGCAGAGCUGCAGCCGCAGCCCUGGCAGCAGGAGCACGAGCUCGGGCCCCGCCAGUGUCGGCCGCGGGCUCGGGAGCACGGCGGAACGCCAGAGCGCCAGGACGAGCCCCAGCACUGGCGAGCAUGCGGGAUACCCUGUCGGAGACCCGCCGCUGCCAGAGGGCGACGAGGAGACCCAGGAAACACUGCGCGCUGUGCCGCGCUCGCGAAAGCUCUUCGUGGGCGGCAUCCCCCAGGGCAUGGACAGGGACGGGCUGGCAGCCUUCCUGCGCGGUUUCGGCGCCGUCGAGCGCGCGUGGCUCCAGCGGCACCGGCGGGACAAGCAGAGAAACCACCGUGGGUUUGGCUUCGUGCUGUUCAGGGAUGCGCUCGCGGUCGAGCAACUCCUUGGCGGCAGCUUCUCGAGGCAUCUGACGCUGCAGGAUGGCACCCAGAUCGAAGUGAAAGCGGCGCUCGACGGCCCGCUUGAGACAACUGCGGCGCGGCCGAGCCCGCGCACAGGCGAGGCCACGCCACCUGCGUCUGGACUGAGCAGUCCGCGCCUCGCCUCGCAGGCCGACGAAGAGGUGAAGGCUCGCACCCCGGUUGGUGCGCUCGAGCAGCCACAUGCGGAUCCGACGCCGGCGGCUUCCACGGCGGCCCCACCCCAGCCGCUCCGGGGCGCCUGCGUGGGCGGGCCCCUGCUGGACCUGGCGGGGCGCCGCGGGCCUGAAGGCCUGGCGGCCCCCCAUGCAGGCGCACACGCCGAGGCCUUCCGAGCCGCGCUGGCCGCGGUGCUGGUCCAGGCCAUGCCCGACCACUACGAGGAGUGACCCCCGGAGCUGGCGGCUCCCUCGCAGCGGGCGGCCGAGAGCCAGGCACGCCUUCUGCCCUCUUCUGAGCCGGCAGGUGGCGGGGGUUCAGCGCACUCGGCGCAGGCGGGGCUCAGCCAGAGCGCCAGAUCCUGCAGGAUCGCGCGCAGCGGGAUUUUCGCUGAGCCGGGCUGGGGAGCCGCUCGCGGCCUUGGAGGUGGACUUGCCUAUUGGCCGAGCCAGGUCGGGGAAGCCCCCCAAUGAUUGCAGCCAAGUUUGUUGUAAAUUGGUUGAGCCAGGUUUGUGCUGAGCCAGGUCAGUCCACGCCCGAUCUUCUUCAUCCCCCGCCCUCCGCAACCUCUCUCAGUCUUGCCUCCUUCGAGCCGGACGCCCGCGACGCAGGCGGCACCUCGGCGGCAAGUGUAUAGUCCUCCGCGGCCGGCCUCUGCGCAGGCGGCGCGGACGGAGCCUUUGCCGCAGGCCUGCUCCGGGACGGGGAGGGCAGGACAAAGAGAGAGGACGGGGCUUCCGUCGCUGCCUGCAGGCGGGCGGCGCGUGCGCGGACACCGCGCCAAGUAGGGUCAAUGCACACUGCUGUGGCCGACAGGUCGGCCUUUUUCCCUGGGCAUCGACGAGGGCUCCAGCACAUGCUGUGGCUGGACGUUGUCAGUUUGCAGCGCCACAGCUGGGUGGCUGGACUCUACGCUCGGAUCGAUCACAGUCAGCCAGGUCCUUUGUUUCGAAGUGCUGUCAUCACUUCUAGUAGCUAGGUUAAUGAUUUUGAUCUGCGACCGAGCGCGCUGCGAUCUUUGGAUCCUGGACGGCGCUCUGAAGACCGCCUGCGGCAUGUGGGAAUGGUUGUGCGGAGACAGGCAUUUGCCAGAAACAG